GGAGCAGCUGAGGACCGGGAGAUGCAUCCGAGGGCCGAAAAGAGCUCUGAGAUUGCGCCUGAGUUCAAGGACCAAGUCUUUCCUUAAACCAUUUUACAGAUGGGGAAACUCGAGAUCCAGAAAAGGGAAACACUCGAUCAGGUCACCCCGAGCCAAUAGCAGAAGUCCGAAACAGUUUUCUCUGCGAAGAUGGGAGUGAAGGUCCGCACAGUCGAUGCGGGAGCUGUGGCCGAAGCCCAGCACUAACAGUGCUGACCAGGGAAUCCAGACUGCGUGGAAGGCUGUACUCUUCCUUGCCUCAGUUUCCCCCGCACUACCUCGGGGAGGACGGCAGACGAGGCAACUGGUCAAACGCGCACCUGCCAAGACUCUCCCCGCGCCUCCCAAGUCUGAUGGAAGUUCCUUUUGCGAGCUACCUCCCAGCCCUUUAAAAUCCGGUCCUCCAGCUCGAGCCUCUCGGCGUUCUAUUGGAAAGACUCCAGGGUCCUGGUCCAUUCUCUAGAAUGAACUGCUAAGACUACCGCGGGAGCCUUCCUGGAACUGCUAACUGCGCAGGCGCGAGGGCAGCCCACCCGGAAGGCGGAAGAACCGGGCCCCAACUUGUUGGGUGGGUCGGGGGCGGAGAGUGUGUUAACCAAUGACCUGAAGGAUCAGGGAGGGCAGGUUUAGGCCCUCCGUUGCUAAGCGCUAUUCUAGUGGGAGGUGAUUUAAGAAGUGGGGUGAAGGGUAGUCCCAAUGGCCCUUCACGUCAACAUCCUUCGGGCCCGCGGAAGUUAAGCAACCAAGAGGCGGGCCUAGGACCGGAAGCAGGAAGGAGGGCGCAGGAAGCAGGGCGCUGCAGCCAGUCGUACUGUCGUGCGUGAGUCUGUCGGUUCCGAGGGCAGGAUGGAGAAACUGCGGCUUCUGAGCCUCCGCUACCAGGAGUACGUGACUCGCCACCCGGCCGCCACGGCCCAGCUGGAGACGGCAGUGCGGGGCCUCAGUUACCUGCUGGCAGGUCGCUUCGCGGAUUCGCAUGAGCUGUCAGAGCUGGUGUAUUCCGCCUCUAACCUGCUUGUGCUGCUCAAUGACGGGAUCCUGCGGAAGGAGCUGCGGAAAAAGUUGCCUGUGUCGCUGACCCAGCAGAAGCUGCUGACGUGGCUGAGUGUGCUCGAGUGCGUGGAGGUGUUCAUGGAGAUGGGGGCCGCCAAGGUGUGGGGUGAAGUGGGCCGUUGGCUCGUCAUUGCCCUCAUCCAGCUGGCCAAGGCUGUCCUACGGAUGUUCCUGCUGAUCUGGUUCAAGGCUGGCCUCCAGACCUCACCCCCCAUCAUUCCGCUGGACAGGGAGACCCAGGCACAUUCCCCGGAUUGUGACCCGAGCCCCGGCAGCCAGGAGCAGUCAUACGUUGGGAAGCGGUCAAACCGAGUGGUACGAACCCUCCAGAACACUCCGUCCCUGCACUCGAGGCACUGGGGAGCCCCCCAGCAGCGGGAGGGACGACAGCAGCGGCAGCACGAGGAGCUGAGUGUCCCCCCCACCCCGCUGGGGCUGCAAGAGACCAUCGCAGAGUCCUUGUAUAUCGCCCGGCCCCUGCUGCACCUGCUCAGCCUGGGCCUGUGGGGUCAGCGGUCGUGGACGCCCUGGCUCCUGUCUGGUGUCGUGGAUGUGACCAGCCUGAGCCUCCUGAGUGACAGGAAGGGCCUGACCCGGAGGGAGCGGCUGGAGCUGCGGCGCCGGACCAUCUUGCUGCUCUACUACCUGCUGCGCUCCCCGUUCUAUGACCGAUUCUCCGAGGCAAGGAUCCACUUCCUUCUCCAGCUACUGACAGACCAUGUCCCGGGCGUUGGCCUGGUCGCGAGGCCGCUCAUGGAUUACUUGCCCACCUGGCAGAAAAUUUAUUUCUACAGUUGGGGCUGACACACCCCGGGAGCGGGUGCAGGGAGGGGCGGGGUGGCGCGCCCUGCUGCUGGGGGCAGGGGGUGCCUCGGCCCUUCAGUCCCCCGGGGCCCCUCUGCUAUAAUAAAACUGACUCCGGCGGUGUCCGAGCAUGUGGCCUCUUCAUGCCCACUGCCCAGGGCACCUGGCACUCCCAUGUGGCCAGGCCCGGCCCACCGCCCGGCCACCAGGGCACCCCCCUAACAUCCUCUCAACCCUUCCCUCUUCGGUAAUGGAGUCGCUGCAGCCCGUACCUCGUCACCGGGCCGAGAAGCCUCUGCUGGGACUGGGCCCCGCUCUCCUCCGGCCACAGAAAGCUGGGGUUUAGCCCCAUCGCGUAUAGGGAGCCACUUGCUGGCAGCUGCAGAAGUCAACUCCGCUUCCCUGUCACCGGUCCGUGUUGACAACAAACAAGGCCGAACCUGGGCGGUGGAUGACAUCGGCCCGCGUGUCUUCUGGCCAGAGCCUCUGUGUGUCCCUUCCCUGCAGGACCGUCUUGCUCCCGCUGCCCUUGGCGGUGG
This is a messenger RNA of Panthera uncia (snow leopard), 2435 nucleotides long. RefSeq names its product peroxisomal biogenesis factor 16 (gene PEX16). Gene Ontology annotation, cellular component: peroxisomal membrane. The transcript has 11 exons. The record is from RefSeq and is a predicted model, not a curated record. Gene Ontology annotation, biological process: peroxisome organization. Bases 886 to 1896 code for a protein of 336 amino acids. NCBI's taxonomy places the organism in Eukaryota, Metazoa, Chordata, Mammalia, Carnivora, Felidae.